UAUGUUUUUUGGUCUCUCUGCCAUGGCCUGGGACCGAUGAUCUAUUACUUUCCCCUGCAAACUCUGGAACUCACUGGGCUUGAAGGCUUUGGCAUAGCGUUUCUUUCUCCAAUAUUCCUAAUAUUUACUCCUUUCUGGAAAUUGGCUAGCAAGAAGUGGAUGCUCAUCCUGUUGCGGAUAACUACUGUGGGCGGCAUAGCCUCCUUCCUGGCUCCAAAUGCCAGGGUUCGGCUGGUGGUCCUUGCGCUUGGUGUGUCUUCCUCGCUGAUCCUGCAAGCCGUGACAUGGUGGACAGGAAGUGGCUUGCAAAGGUACCUCAGAAUCUGGGGAUUCAUUUUAGGACAGAUUCUUCUUCUUGUUCUCCGCAUCUGGUACACUUCACUAAACCCAGUCUGGAGUUAUCAGAUGUCCAACAGAGUGAUACUCACAUUAAGUACCAUAGCCACACUUGAUCGCAUUUACACAGAUGGUGACUGCAAUAAACCAGAGGGAAAAAAGCCCAGAGAGGCAGCCAAAGGCAUGGCCUCCAGACCUGCCUGGUGGUUGGCAGGGGCUGCCUUUGGCAGUCUUGUGUUCCUCACCCACUGGAUUUUUGGAGAGGUCUCGCUUGUUUCCAGAUGGGCAGUGAGUGGGCACCCCCAUCCAGGGCCAGAUCCUAACCCAUUUGGAGGUGCAGUCCUGCUGGGCUUGGCGAGCGGAUUGAUGCUCUCGGCGUGUUCGUGGUUUCCCAGUUCCAGUUUAAUCUGGUGGGUUACAGGAGCAGCUUCGGCUGCAGGCCUCCUGUACCUGCCCACGUGGGCAGCCGCUGUUUCUGGCUGUGUGCUCGCCCUCUUCACGGCGUCCAUGUGGCCUCAAGUGCUUGGACACCUUCUUAGCUCAGGGUCGGGCCCUGGGAAAGCCAUGACCAUUGCCAUGAUAUUUUAUCUUCUAGAGAUAUUUUUCUGUGCAUGGUGCACGGCUUUUAAAUUUGUCCCAGGAGGUGUCUACGCUAGAGAGAGAUCUGAUGUGCUUUUGGGGACAGUGAUGCUAAUUAUUGGCCUGAAUAUGCUAUUUGGUCCUAAGAAAAGCCUUGACUUUCUUCAAACAAAAAAUAGUCCUAAAGCACUUUUCAGAAAGAGUGAAAAAUACAUGAAACUUUUUUUGUGGCUGCUUGUUGGUGUGGGGCUAUUGGGAUUAGGAGUACGGCAUAAAACCUAUGAGAGGAAAUUGGGCAAAGGGGCACCAGCCACAGAGGUGUCUGCCGCCAUCUGGCCUUUUAGGUUUGGCUACGACAACGAAGGAUGGUCCAGUCUAGAAAGAUCGGCUCAAGUACUCAAUCAAAUAGGUGCAGAUUUCAUAACAAUUCUGGAGAGUGAUGCCUCUAAGCCCUAUAUUGGGAACAAUGACUUAACUAUGUGGUUAGGGGAGAAGUUGGGUUUCUAUACCGACUUUGGCCCAAGCACGAGGGAUCACACUUGGGGGAUUAUGGUUCUGUCACGAUACCCAAUUGUGAAAUCAGAGCAUCACCUCCUUCCGUCACCAGAGGGCGAGAUUGCACCAGCCAUCACACUGACCGUUAACAUCUCGGACAAACUGGUGGAUUUUGUGGUGACACACUUUGGGAAUCAUGAAGAUGACCUUGACAGGGAACUUCAGGCAAUUGCUGUUUCAAAACUACUGAAAAGGAGCUCUGGUCAAGUGAUAUUCCUGGGAUAUAUCACUUCAGCUCCUGGUUCCAGAGAUUAUAUACAGCUCACCGAACACGGCAAUGUGAAGGAUAUUGACAGCACAGAUCAAGACAGAUGGUGUGAAUAUAUUAUGUACCGAGGGCUGAUCAGACUGGGUUAUGCAAGAAUCUCCCAUGCUGAACUGAGUGACUCUGAAAUUCAGGUGGCCAAAUUUAGGAUCCCUGAUGACCCCAUUAAUUAUAGAGACAACCAGAAAGUGGUCACAGACCAGAGGGAAGUUCCAAAGGAAAUUCAUUUCAAUCCUAGAUUUGGAUCCUACAAAGAAGGACACCAUUAUGAGAAUAAUCAUCAUUUUCAUAUGAGUACACCCAAAUACUUUUUAUAA
This is a messenger RNA of Leptonychotes weddellii (Weddell seal), 2052 nucleotides long. NCBI's taxonomy places the organism in Eukaryota, Metazoa, Chordata, Mammalia, Carnivora, Phocidae. The record is from RefSeq and is a predicted model, not a curated record.